ACUGACACAAAAUAACGGAGGCAUAUUUGAGCACUUUUUGUCCGACACUCUUCACAGUAUAAACGUCGGAUGAUGACAAAAAGUAUGCUGAAAAUUUAUAUCUAAGCUGCAAAGUACUCUAGUAUGCUAUGUUUUCGCAAUUCCAUGCAAUCUUCUAAUCUAGCAAUCUUAAAAUAGCUAAUCAAUUAAUUUUUCACUUUAUUUCAUCUUGAAAUGUUGAAUUUUUUAGAGUAGUUUAUUUUCAAUUUGUAGUGUUAAUCAUUUGUUAUUACCCGUAACACUUUCUUGGUUGUCGGUGAAUAAAUCAAUCUUCUGUCAAUCUUUAAAGUCUUCUUUUUAGAUUCUUUUUGUCUAGCAAGACUAUAGAUUGAAAAAUUGUUCUUGUUUGAAGCUUGUUUCACAUUUACUUUAUCAAAUCAGUUGAUAGAUACAGCACACAAUGAAGAAGGUAAAACCCAAAAGUAUAUAUCGUUUUUGUUAGUUUGCUGCGCUAGUAUGGUCUAUCUUUACUCAUAAACGCCAUAAAAAGCGCAAUCAGUGAACAGCGCCAAUUGCCAUGCACUUACAACAACACAGAGAAACGAAAAUCUUUAUCUGCAAUGGCUAUCAAGUACAGGUGCGAUGCACGGCCCAAACGAGCACGCCGAAGUUUGAAUCCUUUGUUACGGUCUCCCAUUUCCCAUCACGACCCGGUCAGCGAGAGCUGAAAAUGACGCGAAUGGUCAUGCUCAGCGGGACACUGUGCGACUUCAUCCAUCCAGAAUCAUCUCCUCUCGAGUCUAAUUGAAUUCGGCAAAACGCAUACAGAACAACUACCCUAUUGUCUCCGUCUAAUUCCCGCCUUACAGUAAUCUAUUCAAUUUUUCAACUUCCCCAUUUUUAUUGUCGUGUAGAUGAGCGAGUGCCGCAGAGGUCUACAGUCAGCGAGAACAUCAUUUUACCAACACCAGUGGCUUACAAGAUUCAUUGUGCCUAACUGCUGUACCUCUUCGUGCCUUAUUGGAGCUAGUUCGACCUGCCAUCCUCUUCCAUCAAGUAAACAGAAAAGGCAUUGCUUGCUGUCAACGAUAUGAGCGCUUUUACAAUGGAUCUGAAGAGCAAAAUGCAAUAUGGUUUGCAGUCCACGAGUCCAUACAAUACAUACCGUUCAUUCUUUAAUCACCACGACACAGCCAAUCACAUACAGAAUUACCCAUCAUACAUCAGCCAGCCAACGUCAUACUAUCAUCCAGGCUAUCAAACGAUGGCAUCUGACGUGCGAAACCCUCAUGCUACCCUACCAACCAGUGUGUCACUGAACCAGCAACUGCAGAAUGGUCAUUUGGAAAGCCCCCAAAAGGAUGCCAGUCACCUCGUUGUUUCCAAAGAGUUGCAGGAGCUGGAGAGAUUUGCAACUGGCUUUAAAAUGAGGCGUAUCAAACUUGGGUAUACGCAGACAAACGUUGGUGCUGCAUUGGCGAAACUUAGCGAUGGAACAGACUUCAGUCAAACGACCAUUUGUAGAUUUGAAAAUCUGCAGCUAAGUUAUAAGAAUGCUUGUAAGUUGAAGCCGCUGUUAGAAGCUUGGCUAGAAAAGGCAGAAGCUAUGGGUGUUGUUAAUAACGACAAACCAGUUUCUGAGAGAAAAAGAAAGCGGAGGACGACAAUAGGCCUGCAUGCAAAGGAGAUGUUGGAGCGGUACUUUCAAAGGCAACCAAAGCCCUCUUCACUUGAAGUCUUGGGCAUCGCAGAAGCGUUGAAGCUGGACAAAGAGGUCGUUCGAGUUUGGUUUUGCAAUCGAAGGCAACGAGAGAAGAGGAUAAAGACCUCAUUAUUGAGCUUUCAGUUUUUGCCCGUUCGAUCUUAAAUUAUCAUGGUGAAUUCGUUAAGCUACCUUAACAACACAUUUGACUGAUUAUUCUUACAAUGUUUAAUUAAGCAGUGAUGUGGUGAUAAGGUAAUUGUUUUGUAUGCAGAUCCAAGAGUAGGGUUCACAUAAAUGGCUGCCUGGGAAUGGUUUUGAGCAUGGUUCAGCACUGGCUUGCUGCUCAACAAUUUCCUUCUUAAUAGGUUUUUUUCAAGGCAAUCGAUAUAUACUAGCGGGGGCUAACAGAACAUAAUCAGAGCUAUGUACAUUCCUUUGCUCCAAGCAGGCCUUUAAAGAAAAAAUGCAGAAGAUUUUGUCUGUGUUCUUUAACUGCAACACGAAAGCAAAAAGUCAUUUUGAAUAUAUAUUAAUAUAUAUUAUAUACAUUUAUUUACAGAAUCUAACUAAACUAACUGAUAAAGCAAACUAACUAAAAAUUGGUUUGAUUUUUUCAGAGAGAUAAUUGUCAUAGGAUAUCAAUAUACAGCAUGAUUGACUCUUUUGCGUUGAUAUUAUAAUAUGACCAAACAGUUAUAGUUCAUAAAAUUUCAAUGCAUGUAAUGGAUAGCCAACCCAGUGCAGCUCCAUUAAAUACCCGUAGUUCCUAUGGCACAACCCUUGUAAGUCUUGGUGUUAUCAUCGAAACUUCGCUCCUUUGCCUGCAGUUGCACGCAUCUUUGAGAGGAUCAUCUACGUAUAAGAUUCUGUUUCCGAAACGUGUUUGAGUACGAAUCUUUGUAUAUUCAGAUUGCUGAAACGGUUAUAACUGCAUCAGUUUUGGUACACAGCAUAAAAAUGCUUGUAUUAAUAGCUCUUAUUUCUAAUUUAGUCGGUAGCAGUUUUAUCGAGCUAACA
Rhopilema esculentum is the source of this 2701-nucleotide messenger RNA. RefSeq names its product pituitary-specific positive transcription factor 1. Lineage: Eukaryota; Metazoa; Cnidaria; Scyphozoa; Rhizostomeae; Rhizostomatidae. The record is from RefSeq and is a predicted model, not a curated record. Gene Ontology annotation, molecular function: DNA-binding transcription factor activity, RNA polymerase II-specific; RNA polymerase II cis-regulatory region sequence-specific DNA binding. Gene Ontology annotation, biological process: regulation of transcription by RNA polymerase II.